Syzygium oleosum is the source of this 1834-nucleotide messenger RNA. RefSeq lists its product as uncharacterized. Gene Ontology annotation, biological process: cytoplasmic translational initiation; biosynthetic process. The record is from RefSeq and is a predicted model, not a curated record. The transcript is spliced from 14 exons. Bases 104 to 1486 code for a protein of 460 amino acids. Gene Ontology annotation, molecular function: translation initiation factor activity; guanyl-nucleotide exchange factor activity. NCBI's taxonomy places the organism in Eukaryota, Viridiplantae, Streptophyta, Magnoliopsida, Myrtales, Myrtaceae. Gene Ontology annotation, cellular component: eukaryotic translation initiation factor 2B complex; guanyl-nucleotide exchange factor complex.
UGAAAAGAAAGAGAAAGGAACAUUCAAUUCAAUUCGAAGACACUCUCUCUCGCUCGCUCGCACCAGCGGACCGACGGAGCUCUCCGAUUCGCCGCCGCCGCCGAUGGAUUUCCAGGUGGUGGUGCUAGCCGGCGGCUUCUCGAAGAAGCUCGUCCCUCUCGUCUCUAAGGAGGUGCCCAAGGCGCUGCUCCCGGUGGCCAACCGCCCGGUCCUCUCCUACGUCCUCGAGCUCCUGGAGCAAAGUAACCUCAAGGAUCUCAUCGUCGUCGUUGAAGGAGAGGAUGCGGCUCUCCUUGUUGGAGGCUGGAUAUCGGGCGCUUAUGUGGACCGUCUGCAUGUUGAGGUCGCUGCCGUACCUGAGGACAUUGGGACAGCUGGAGCCCUUCGAGCCAUUGCACAUCAUCUGACUGCAAAAGACAUCUUGGUCGUGAGUGGUGAUCUUGUUUCUGAUGUGCCUCCUGGAGCUGUGGCAGCUGCACAUAGACGACACAAUGCUGUGGUAACUGCAAUGCUUUGCUCUGCUCCUGUAAGUGGUCCUGCAGAGUCAGGAUCCUCUGGGGGAAAGGACAAAACCAAGAAAGCAGGACGCUACAACCUCAUAGGGUUGGACCGCUCAAAGCAGUUCCUAUUAUACAUUGCCACAGGUGCUGAACUUGAGAACGAUCUUCGUAUUCAGAAGAGUACACUUCGUGCAGUAGGCGAGAUGGAAAUCCGUGCUGAUCUCAUUGAUGCCCAUUUAUAUGCCUUCAAAAGGACUGUACUGCAAGAGAUUCUAGAUCAGAAGGAUACAUUCCAAAGCUUAAAGGAGGAUUUAUUGCCUUAUCUAGUGCGGAGCCAGCUGAAAUCCGAAAUAUUAUUAAAUGGUGCACCGCAACCCGAAGAGAUUGGAAAUAAGGUUGCUUCCCAGAACAACCAAGUAUUGCUGUCACAAAUUCUGUCUAAUUCAUCGAGGCCAAAUUUCCAUGAACUCCAUGAGUUAGGUUCAUAUGGUUCUGCCCCCGCUCGAAGAACGCAUAAAUGUUGUGUAUACAUUGCCAGCAAAAGCAAGUAUUGCGCCCGCUUGAACUCCAUCCAAGCAUUUAGCGAUAUCAAUCGUGAUGUCAUUGGAGAGGUAAAUCAUCUUUCAGGCUAUUCUUUCUCUGCUCAUAACAAUAUUAUCCAUCCUUCAGCGGAGCUGGGAUCUAAAACUACUGUGGGACCGCAUUGUAUGCUUGGGGAAGGAUCUCAAAUGGGGGAUAAAUGUAGCGUAAAGCGAUCUGUCAUAGGCCGUCACUGCCGGAUAGGUUCCAAUGUCAAGAUUGUUAAUUCAAUUGUUAUGAACCAUGUUACGAUUGGAGAUGGUUGCUCGAUACAAGGGUCUGUAGUUUGCAGUAACGUACAGCUUCAAGAACGUGUUGUUUUGAAAGAUUGCCAGGUUGGAGCAGGUUUUGUCGUUAUUGCAGGCGGUGAGUAUAAGGGAGAGUCCUUGGCUAAGAAGGAGAAAUGAGAAAAUGGGUACUUAUUAACUAGGAAGAGCAAUUAGUAUUGAGUUUCAAACUGUGGGGCAUUUGGUAAGUGGCAAUCCAAUGAGAAUGGCCGAUGCUUAUUGGUCCUACUCUUGCAGGGUUGAUGAGCCAGUAUAGCUGAUAUUUUCGCUGCUAUUUGAAGUUCGAACUCCCAAAUCUGAAGGUUUUUGUUCAGUUUACCUUGUGAUUUUUCUAUUUGGUUAAUCAUUUUAAGGGAAAUCCGGAUAAAGAUGAUCUAGGCUUUUGAUUUCGGGAGUGAGUGAUUGUUGUGCCCUCCACUACAUUCACCACUAACAAAAAGCACCCACUGGCGGAGUUUAUUCCGGGAA